UGGAUGUAGGUCGAAAUGGCACGGAAGAAGAUCAGAGAGUAUGAUUCGAAGAGGCAAUUGAAGGAGCAUUUUAAGAGGCUCUCCGGUACAGAAUUAGGCAUUAAAUCUGCGCAGAUUACAGAAUCGACUGAUCUCAAUGAGCUAGCAGAGAAAGAACCCUGGGUUUUGACAGAAAAACUUGUUGUAAAGCCUGAUAUGUUGUUUGGGAAGCGUGGGAAAAGUGGUUUAGUUGCCCUAAAUCUUGAUUUUGCUGAGGUUGCUACAUUUGUCAAAGAGCGUCUUGGAAAAGAGGUGGAGAUGGGAGGAUGCAAAGGACCAAUAACAACAUUCAUCGUUGAACCAUUUGUUCCGCACAAUGAAGAAUUUUAUCUUAAUAUUGUUUCGGAGCGGCUUGGGUGCAGUGUAAGCUUUUCAGAAUGUGGGGGAAUUGAAAUUGAAGAAAACUGGGAUAAGGUAAAGACCAUAUUUGUCCCAACUGGUACGUCCUUCACAUCAGAAACAUGUGCUCCACUAAUUGCAACCCUUCCACUUGAGGUCAAGGAUAAAGUUGAGGAGUUUAUCAGAGUAAUUUUCACUCUAUUUGUAGAUCUAGACUUCACCUUCCUAGAGAUGAAUCCAUUUACUCUGAUUGAUGGAAAGCCUUAUCCUUUAGAUAUGAGAGGCGAGCUGGAUGACACUGCAGCUUUCAAGAACUUUAAGAAGUGGGGCAAUAUUGAAUUUCCAAUGCCAUUUGGAAGAGUAAUGAGUCCGACGGAAAGAUUUGUCCAUGGGCUUGAUGAAAAGACUAGUGCAUCUUUGAAAUUCACAGUUUUGAAUCCAACAGGACGAAUUUGGACAAUGGUAGCCGGAGGAGGUGCAAGCGUCAUCUAUGCAGAUACGGUUGGGGAUCUUGGCUAUGCAUCUGAGCUUGGGAAUUAUGCUGAAUAUAGUGGAGCCCCGAAUGAAGAGGAGGUGUUGCAGUAUGCCAGAGUUGUAAUUGAUUGUGCAACUGCAAAUCCUGAUGGUCGCAAGAGAGCUCUCGUAAUUGGAGGAGGAAUAGCUAAUUUCACUGAUGUUGCUGCUACAUUUAAUGGAAUAAUUAGAGCAUUGAGGGAGAAGGAAACAAAGCUCAAAGCAGCACAAAUGCAUAUAUUUGUGAGGCGAGGAGGUCCAAAUUAUCAGAGAGGUCUCGAAAAAAUGCGUUUGCUUGGAGAGGAAAUUGGCAUUCCUAUUGAGGUUUAUGGACCUGCAGAGACAAUGACCGGCAUAUGCAAACAAGCAAUUGAUUACAUCACUGCUGCAGCAUAAAAUCAUUAAUUCCAAAUAUAAUGUCCUUAGAACUUCCAUUCUUUUACUGUUAGUUGUCAAUUUCUUGCAAGUUUCAAGUAAAUUAUCAGCUCUUAGCGUCAUUCGACUAUAUUAGAAGGAAAGCUCUGGAGGUUAAUUAUGUUGUAUGUUUUUUGGUUUUUGGUGGAACAAAUUAUGUUGUACAACUGUUCUUUAUGGUGAUGCAUCCUGUGUU
Messenger RNA from Telopea speciosissima, 1501 nucleotides. RefSeq names its product 60S ribosomal protein L35. The coding region runs from base 16 to 1287 and encodes 423 amino acids. Gene Ontology annotation, molecular function: succinate-CoA ligase (ADP-forming) activity; structural constituent of ribosome; mRNA binding. The record is from RefSeq and is a predicted model, not a curated record. Gene Ontology annotation, cellular component: ribosome; cytosolic large ribosomal subunit; succinate-CoA ligase complex. Lineage: Eukaryota; Viridiplantae; Streptophyta; Magnoliopsida; Proteales; Proteaceae. The transcript is spliced from 12 exons. Gene Ontology annotation, biological process: tricarboxylic acid cycle; succinyl-CoA metabolic process; maturation of LSU-rRNA from tricistronic rRNA transcript (SSU-rRNA, 5.8S rRNA, LSU-rRNA).